GCCCGCGCUCCUAGCUCCCAUUACGAAGCCGGUGGUGUGACGUCACGCUUGUCAUAUGACUUGCGGCCGCUCAGCAGUGUUCAGUAGCCGUCGGGUUCCGGGAGCGGCUGCGUUUCGCUGACCUCACCAGUAUAUCGCUCUUCUACCUCCGCGUCCCACGGCGGCACCAUGCUGGCCCUUAUCAACAAGCUGCUGGACUGGUUCAAGUCCCUGUUUUGGAAGGAGGAGAUGGAGCUGACGCUGGUCGGGCUGCAGUACUCCGGGAAGACCACCUUCGUGAACGUUAUUGCGUCUGGACAGUUCACAGAAGACAUGAUUCCCACUGUGGGUUUCAAUAUGAGAAAAGUUACUAAAGGCAACGUGACCAUCAAGGUUUGGGACAUUGGAGGUCAGCCAAGAUUUCGUAGUAUGUGGGAGCGCUACUGUCGAGGUGUUAAUGCAGUUGUGUACAUGGUAGAUGCAGCAGACUUGGAAAAAGUGGAAGCGUCAAAAUAUGAAUUGCACAACUUGCUCGAUAAACCACAGUUGCAUGGAAUCCCUGUUUUAGUGUUGGGAAACAAGAGAGACCUGCCUGGCGCACUGGAUGAAAAACAACUUAUUGAGAAGCUACACCUUUCAGCGAUUCAAGAUCGAGAAAUCUGUUGUUAUUCUAUUUCCUGUAAAGAGAAAGAUAAUAUAGACAUCACAUUGCAGUGGCUUAUUCAGCAUUCCAAGUCCAGACAUUACUGAAGAUCCACCACCAAACCAUCUUUCCCAAUAUCUUUUCCAUUCUGCCUGUUACAUGGUGGCAGAAAGAUGGCUGCUACUGGGAUUCACACAUCAUUUGGAGCAGUUUAUGCAAGGUUUAACUGCUGGUUUUUGAUGCUUUGUUUUUGUUUCUCUCGAAAAAUUGGAAAUGUGGUUUGUGGAUCUUUUUAUAGUCUGCAUUAUUGACCCUUUUAGCACUUGUGUAUAGGACGACAUGUAUCGACUUCUGUUCAGUAGUAUGUGAUGCACAGUGAAAUUUAGCCAUGUACAGUUUUUUUUUUGUCUAUACUCGGACGGUAAGAGGGCCCUUAUGCAAUAUGGGUUAACACAGAAGUGCAUUUUCCUGCCAGUGCAUACUGAAUUUACUCUUUUGUGCAAUGACUGCUCCAUUACAACCAUGUAUUCUGGAUUUAUGUAUUGCAUAUGUAUGUAAGCUACACGUGACCGUGCUUCAAUUUACCAAAUCCUGAUAUCUAUCUUUGUAGUAAAAACAAAUGAUGAGAUGAUUAUGAAUGUGUACGUAUUUGCCUUGGACACUUUUUAAUUCAGUUGCUGUAAAUAUUACUAGAACUCAUCGGGGUUGCCUUAAAUAUAUUAUGCAUAAUAAUGUGUGUCUGCCAAAGGUAUUUUCUUAAGAAGUUCAAUCAUUGUUGGUAAAUCUACAGCUAAUUGGGUUUACAGCCUGUGUAGUAUCAGUUUCCACUUCAGAUUUAACAUUUCUUUAAUGAAAUGUAAAAAACAAACAAAAAAUAAUAAUUGUAUUCCAUGUGAAAUGUUUGAUUUAAAACUUUUUAUACCCUAUGCAAAUGUUCCAGCGAUGUCCUCUUUCUAAAAAGCCCUUUCUCUUGAUAUCGCCCAUUUCCCUUCACUUCCCUUUCUUUUUAAUUUUUUAUUUUUUUUCCUUUUAACUAUAAAUCACUCCCUGCCAUCUACGGCUGUUUCCUGCAGAUUGUUGUAAAUUCUAAAUGAAAUCAUGUGUGGACUACACAAAGCGACCGGCUUCUGUUGGGUCACCAGACAUGCCACCAGUAUGGAAUAAGCACUUUAGGAGGGCCAGGUUUCAUGUCCCAUGACCCUUCCUUUGUCCUUCAGGCAGUAAUGAAUAUCCUGGAAAUACAUACCAGAUAGUGCGUUCUUUAGUUUACUAUUUGUGGUAUUGCUGUUGUAGUCCAGUAUGUGAAUGUAGUGAAAAAUGAUCGUGCCUAUAACAAGCUGCCCUAAGGCACAAAACUCAGCUGUAGUAUACCAUGGUAAUAAAUUCUGAAGAAUCUCUAUGAAGUAUUGUCCAUGCAUGUCAACAUCUAUCAACUGUUAAGAUGAACUUUGAUUCAAUAAAAAGGAGAGAUUUUCUGUGA
Molecule: messenger RNA, 2102 nt
Organism: Bufo gargarizans (Asiatic toad)
Lineage: Eukaryota; Metazoa; Chordata; Amphibia; Anura; Bufonidae
Product: ADP-ribosylation factor-like protein 8B-A
Exons: 7
Coding region: 169-729 (186 amino acids)
Biological process (GO): anterograde axonal transport; protein transport
Cellular component (GO): lysosomal membrane
Molecular function (GO): GTP binding; GTPase activity
Source: RefSeq, a predicted model, not a curated record